UCAUCAUCAUCAUCCCUCUUUUCAACAAACACAAAAACAUCCCAACCAACAACAUGAACAACCUACAACAACUGUCUUCAGUCUCCACUGCCACUCCAUUCAGCGCUGAAUUCCUCUUAAUUUCCCCUCACACCCUUUUCUUUUCCUCCUCAUCAUCACCAUCCUCUUAUAAUAAUAAUAAACCCCUGUUCACCAAACUCACAAGAUUCCAAACACCCAAGAUAUUAUUAUGUGGCAAUUCAAGUACUGCACAAUUUAUAGAUGAACAAGAAGAAGAAGAAGAAGUUGAAAUAGCUGAAGGAUAUACAAUGACUAAGUUUUGUGAUAAAAUGAUUGAUUUGUUUCUUAAUGAAAAGCCCAAGCCUAAAGAUUGGAUGAAUUACUUGAUCUUUAGACAAGAUUGGAAUAAAUAUCGACAUAGCUUUUAUAACCGGUGUCAAUCGUUAGCGGAUAAAGAAAAUGAUUUCUCUUUGAAGCAACGCUUGGUCACAUUAGCUGCUGAAGUUAAAAGGGUUGAUGAUGAAAUGGAGAAACACGCCGAACUUCUUAAGCAGGUAGAAGAGAGCCCAAUGGAUAUAAAUGCUAUAGUUACUAAGCGGCGUAGGGACUUUACAGAGGAGUUCUUUCGUUAUUUGAAUGUCGUUCAACAAACACAUGACAGUUUGGAGGACCGUGACGCUGUUGCAAGGCUUUCAGCUAGAUGCUUAUCUGCAGUAAGUGCUUAUGACAACACAUUAGAAAUCGUUGACACGCUAGAUGAUGCACAAGCCAAAUUUGAGGAUAUUUUAGACUCACCUUCUAUAGAAGCAGCUUGUGCCAAGAUUAAAAGCCUUGCCAAGGCAAAAGAACUCGAUUCCUCUUUAAUUCUAUUGAUAAAUAGUGCUUGGGCUUCAGCAAAAGACUCCCCUACCAUGAAAAAUGAGGUGAAAGCGAUAAUGUACAAGCUAUAUAAAGCCACAAAGAAAAGUCUAAAGAGUAUAGCACCAAAAGAAAUAAAGCUACUCAAGUAUCUGCUCAACUUCACUGACCCUGAAGAGCGCUUUUCAGCAUUGGCAACAGCUUUCUCCCCUGGUAAAGACAACGCAGCCAGGGAUCCUAAUGCAAUAUACACAACCCCAAAGGAGCUGCACAAGUGGAUUACAAUCAUGCUUGAUGCUUACCAACUUCAUAAAGAAGAUACUGGUAUUGAGGAAGCAAAGGAGAUGAGCCUACCGAUGGCCAUUCAAAGACUUUCCAUUCUCAAGGAAACAAUUGAAGAAGAAUACUUGGAAAAAGAAACCUCUGAAGCCGAAAAAGACACCAGUGCAGCAGGAGAAGAAGAAAACGAAGCAGAAGAAGACUAAGGCUGAAGUUCAGUUGUAAUUCACUCAUUGCUGCUAUGACAUCAGUGUCCAUUAAUUGCAGUUACGUACAUAUUAGCCAAAACAGGCGAAUAGCUUGCGACGCUUUUUUGGCAUUUGGUGGUAUAAGAGGGGAGAAGCCGAUGGCUGCUGUAUUAUACGUUGGAUAAUAGAAGUUGAUGUGUCACAUUAUGAUUUGUCAGGUUGAAUUUAACCUAGGAGAAAUUUAUUUUUUAACUGUAAAUUUCAAUCACUGACGGAAUACUGGAGUAUCAUCGUACUACUAGGGUAUUAUCGUGCUGCUAGGGUACCAGCCGAUCAUAUCCUCACUAGGCAAUGUCAAUACACUAAUUCGGGUAAAAAUUACCCACUUUAUAAGAUUCAAACACAUAACCAAGGUCUUAUCCAACAAUCAAGAUAUCACUGGGCUAUUAAGCCAUUGGCAA
Messenger RNA from Erigeron canadensis, 1786 nucleotides. RefSeq lists its product as uncharacterized. The record is from RefSeq and is a predicted model, not a curated record. Gene Ontology annotation, cellular component: chloroplast thylakoid membrane; chloroplast envelope. The transcript has 7 exons. Bases 54 to 1343 code for a protein of 429 amino acids. NCBI's taxonomy places the organism in Eukaryota, Viridiplantae, Streptophyta, Magnoliopsida, Asterales, Asteraceae.